Pestalotiopsis fici W106-1 is the source of this 1584-nucleotide messenger RNA. RefSeq lists its product as uncharacterized. The record is from RefSeq and is a predicted model, not a curated record. The coding region runs from base 1 to 1584 and encodes 527 amino acids. Gene Ontology annotation, molecular function: transmembrane transporter activity. Lineage: Eukaryota; Fungi; Ascomycota; Sordariomycetes; Amphisphaeriales; Sporocadaceae. Gene Ontology annotation, biological process: transmembrane transport. The transcript is spliced from 3 exons.
AUGGACGAGUCUCAGAAAACAAAGACGCCUGACGCCGACCCUGUUGAAAAGCAAGAUAAUGACCAGUAUCCGUCUCGCAAAGUCGUCUUACCCGCGAUGGCCGCAAUCUGGCUGGCCUUCUUUCUUGUAGCUCUAGAUCGCACCAUCAUUGGAACGGCCAUCCCGACCAUAUCGGCAGACUUCAAUAGUUUUGGGGACAUAGCCUGGUACGAAUCAGGGUUUCUCUUGCCUCUAUGCGUCCUCCAGCUACCUUUUGGUCUUGUAUACAAGUACUAUUCCACGAAAUGGGUGCUCAUCUCACUUGUCGCCAUCUUUGAAAUUGGGUCCCUCGUCUGCGCAACAGCCCCCAACUCAAACGCACUCAUAGUUGGCCGUGUCAUUACCGGUAUUGGAGGUGCUGGCAUUUCCGCUGGUGCCUUUCUCUUGAUCACCUUUCUUGUACCUUUGGCAUCUCGGCCAAAGUAUAUUGGUGCUCUCGGCUCCGUAUUCGGCAUAACGUCUGCCAUUGGUCCUAUACUCGGCGGUUAUCUGACUUCCAUCACCUGGCGCUGGUGCUUUUGGAUCAAUAUCCCCGUCGGUGUUGUCUCCUUGAUCCUGCUCAUCCUGUUGACGCCCAAAACGCCACCUACGAUGAAACGAGCAGAUACUUGGCUUGGUAAGGUCCAGCAGCUGGACCCUUUGGGAUUCAUCUUGGUUGCUCCAGCAGUAAUCUGUUUGCUUUUCGCUUUGGAAUGGGGCGGCGUCAGAUUUCCCUGGUCCAACGGGCAUAUUAUUGCUCUGUUUGUUGUGUUUGGUGUUCUUUUCUCGGCGUUCAUUGCCUCACAAGUAUGGCUCAAAGAAAAGGCAACUGUCCCACCGCGAAUUGCUCUGAAUCGGAGUAUCCUUUCGGGGUGUUUUGCCUACGUCGGAACCGGAUCGGUGCUUGUCAUAUACGCAUUUUACUUGCCGAUCUGGUUUCAGGUUAUCCAAGGCAAAUCAUCCCAGGACUCGGGUGUCUCUUUGCUGCCACUUCUGCUGGGAAUCGUCUGUGCGGUUAUAGGCAGUGGUAUUCUUACCAGCAUCAUCGGUUACUAUACUGCCUUGAUGAUCACUGGAAGCGCUCUUCUUAUUGUUGGGUCAGCUCUGAUUACAACGUGGGUACCUGAUACGAUGACGGGCAUCUGGAUUGGCUUUCAGAUCAUUGUUGGCGUGGGCAUAGGCAUAGGACUGCAGCAACCAAAUGUUGCAGCCCAGACCGUCAUGCCCCCAAAUGACAUGUCCAUUGCGUUGUCAUUGCUUAAUUUCGUUAAUUUCCUGGGCUCAACCAUCUUCAUUACAGUCUCACAGACUCUCCUCGAGACAAAGCUCGUAGAGAAGUUAGGCGGCAUCAUUCCUAAUCUCGAUGCCUCGAGUCUCGCAAAUGGAGGAGCAACCUCUUUACGUGACAUGGUUUCCAGUGACUUGCUUCCAGUUGUGCUGGAUAUUUACAACGAGUCAAUGAGGUCAAUCUGGUACUUGGCUCUGGGCCUGUCAUGCUUGGGUCUUUUGGCUUCACUUGCAAUGCCAUGGAACAGUGUGAAAUCAAAGAAAAAUGAAGACACAUAA